Messenger RNA from Eublepharis macularius, 5730 nucleotides. Its product is annotated as C-terminal-binding protein 2. Gene Ontology annotation, molecular function: transcription corepressor activity; NAD binding; oxidoreductase activity, acting on the CH-OH group of donors, NAD or NADP as acceptor. The record is from RefSeq and is a predicted model, not a curated record. NCBI's taxonomy places the organism in Eukaryota, Metazoa, Chordata, Lepidosauria, Squamata, Eublepharidae. The transcript has 9 exons. The coding region runs from base 327 to 1646 and encodes 439 amino acids.
ACGGAGUCCGGCCCUUCCGCUUCCUUUUGGAGGCCGGUGGCGAGCACUGGCGGGGGUACUGUGCUAGGAAGAGCGGAGGCGAGGCGGACGGCGCCUGUGCUGCACUGGUUAGACUGGCCGGGCUGGGCCGCCGCUGCCUCCUGUGCGGGCGGAGGCGGACGACAAGCCGCUGGGGGUCCCGCUUGCCGCCGCUGUGCCUUGGCCUGGGUCCCGCAGCGCGCUCUGCGCCCGGUCCCGCUAGCUGAGCCUGAGCUGUGCCUUUUUGCAGCUCCCCCCCAUCCUUCCAUCUCCUGUUGGAGUCGCGUGCGCCUGUCUCGGCGUGUCCUAUGGACAGACACAAAGUGAAGCGCCAGAGGCUGGACCGCAUCUGCGAAGGUAUAAGGCCUCCUAUUGGUAAUGGCCCAAUGCCAGCACGUCCCUUGGUUGCCCUCCUGGAUGGCAGGGAUUGCGCUGUAGAGAUGCCUAUCUUGAAGGAUGUUGCCACAGUGGCUUUCUGUGAUGCCCAGUCAACUCAGGAAAUCCAUGAAAAGGUGCUAAAUGAAGCUGUUGGGGCUCUGAUGUACCACACCAUUACUUUGUCGCGCCAGGACCUGGAGAAGUUCAAAGCUCUCCGGGUCAUUGUGCGAAUUGGCAGUGGCUAUGACAAUGUGGAUAUCAAGUCAGCUGCAGAAUUAGGCAUUGCUGUGUGCAACAUCCCUUCCUCGUCUGUGGAAGAAACAGCUGAUUCCACACUUUGCCACAUCCUGAAUUUGUAUCGGCGGGUUACUUGGCUCCACCAGGCCAUGCGAGAAGGAAACAGAGCCUCAAGUAUGGAACAGAUUAGAGAAGUGGCUGGAGGUGCUGUGCGUAUCCGUGGCGAGACCUUAGGCAUUAUUGGUCUUGGCCGAGUUGGGCAAGCAGUUGCUCUGCGUGCAAAGCCCUUUAACUUCAAUGUGAUUUUCUAUGAUCCAUAUCUACCUGAUGGAGUAGAGCGUUCACUAGGAUUGCAACGGAUGCCCACCCUGCAGGACCUGCUAAAUCACAGUGACUGCAUCACAUUGCACUGCAGCCUCAAUGAGCAUAAUCACCACCUCAUCAACGACUUCACCAUUAAACAGAUGCGCCAAGGUUGUUUUCUGGUGAAUACAGCUCGUGGGGGACUGGUUGAUGAGAAAGCCUUGGCUCAAGCUCUAAAGGAGGGGAGAAUCAGAGGGGCAGCAUUAGAUGUGCAUGAGUCCGAGCCCUUCAGCUUUGCAAAUGGGCCCCUAAAAGAUGCACCCAAUGUGAUCUGUACUCCUCACACAGCGUGGUACAGUGAACAGGCAUCCACUGAGUCCCGGGAAGAGGCAGCUAAGGAGAUUCGCAGAGCUAUCACAGGUCACAUACCUGAUGUUUUGAGGAACUGUGUUAAUAAGGAAUACUUACUUUUAGCGGCUCAGUGGUCCAGUAUUGAUCCUGCAACGGUACAUCCAGAGCUUAAUGGAGCUGCAGCUUACAGGUUUCCUCCAGGAGUAGUGGGAGUAGCAGCCCCAGGGCUGCCAGAGCCUGCAGUAGAGGGGAUUGUAACUCAUGGCAUUCCCUCUGUGUCUCACUCUGCACCCCAUACCCCUUCCCCAGGAGAAUCAAAUAAAUUGGAGCCAGACAGAGAAAUCUCCACUGAUCAGUAGCAUCUCUAUCUCUUUUCAUCCCUCGUAAGAAAGCAGGGGGGGGGAGGGCUUCUCCUGUUUUAGGACCUAUUGUGACACCUUGUGGACUGUUUCCUGUUCAUGCUGGGCAGGAGAAUGCAUUUCAUUGUUGGCAAAUUCUAGCCCUUGCCUUUAAACAGAUAUUUUAUAACAGGUUUAGUUUAAAUCUCUCGGUGAAUCUCUUUCCUUGUCCGGGGCAAAGAAGCAAUGACUUUUCAUCCUUUCGAUAAUUGUUUAGUUUUAUCAUGCAAGUUCCCAUGCACCUGCCUCCACUGUGAUAUGCAGAACAGCACCUGGCUGAACACAUGAGAACAGUGAUUCCAGAACAAGAGUGGUGUGGAUUCUUAAGGUGACUUCUUAAAUUGAAGAUCAGCUAAGAACUCAGGUACAAGUGACAAAGAUCAUUAUAGUGGGAAGGGAGAACUGUGGGUGAGGGUUGACCUGUUGCUUAAUAAGAAUAAGGGGACCCUUUUCCAGUUGUGGGCACUUAUUGCUUUGAGCCUUCCUGUAUACUGUUAACAGCUGUAGUUGGUGGGUGACUUGCUUCCAGGGCACUGAGGGUAAGCAUUUACAAGAGCUAGAGUGAAUUUGAAAUUGUGCUUGGAAUCUGAUUAAUGUUCAAAACAUGUUCAGAGAAUCAGUGGAGUUGCUUUGACAGCCAAGAUGCUUGUGAAAUCACAGGAUGGAAAGUUUGAGAUUUGGGCCCAACUCAGGGAAUGAGAGCUCAACACAUAAGAAAACAGGUGAUUCAGAACUCCAGGCUUAAGGUUAUGUAAUGCCUCUUCUUGCACACUAGUAGUGCAACUUUGCUACAAGAAAAUGAUUAUGAUUAUGCAGAAAUUCUAGAUAUUAUGCCCUCUUUGACCUCUUUCCAAUCCACUUCAAAGACCAAGCUAGGAUUGUUCCCUCUGGCUUUGUCUAGUGUGAAAUGGUCCAGGUGUGUGUGCUGAAUUUUUAUGUUCUUCAUACGUUUUCUCUGAAUUGAGUCCUCCUUGCCUUGCAAAAAGAAAGCAACUAAACUCAUUCUUGAUCUUGCAGAUAGCCAUAACAUUGUCUUGAGAAACUUGGUUAAACUAUGGCAACUUCUAAUUUUUUUGCCUAGGGUGGUUUCAAAGGAGGCAUUUGAAAUAUAUUUUGAAGCAGAAUUAAGGUCACAAGUUGUCAUUUAUGAGGAGGGGGCAGAAAUUGCUUAUUUCCUGGUACAGUAUAUAUUUUAGUCUGAAACAAAAUAUUUAUUAUUGUUGGAGGAUAGCCUUGAUGGGUAUGUCACAGAAGUUGGCCCAGAGGAGAAAAAGUGUACUACUUGAGCAUACAACUGACAAAGGAAUUUGGGAAUGGAGGAUGGGAAUUGUUCUACUUAGUAUCAGACUCCUGCACGUCCCCACUCUUCUGUCCCCAGUCAACUUGAAGCUGAGGUGGAGUAGAAACCCCAACUUGGAUCUGUGAUUACAAUUGAGAAUAGGUUAGCGUGUUUCCAGCUCUUUUGCAGACUGCCUGCAAUUUUUUCCUUCUCCACUGCUAAGUGCAAACAGACCAGGGUGUAAUUCAUUUAAAGCAAGGAGGAGGUGUGAGGAAGAAGGAAAUCUCACUUCUGUGUUGUCCAGAUUUGGUUCUUUCCUUGAGAUGGCAUAUGGUUCCCUGGUAGUGCGUGCUUUGUUAGAAUGUGAAUUGGAAGUGUUUAAUGUAGCAUAGUCUGUGGUAGUGAGGGAGGCACAAUAGCAUUAUAGGUCUUGGAUGAUUAUGACUUUGUUUUGAAAAAAUCAUAUACCUCUUUGGUUGCUCAGGGUUUUAUCAGUACCUGCAUGGAGGGCACACUAAAUGUGGAGAGCCUUUGAAUGAAGCAUCCAGUUCUGAAGAGCUAUAUGUGAGGCAAAAGCAAGCAGUUCAGUUCUUCCAGUAAAAGAAGGUUAGCACCCUGACUUAAAAAUUGAAUGAGGCUACUGUUUGGGCUGAUUCAGAUAUGUGUUGCUCGUCUUGACAUAGUGUUAAAAGAGUGAGGAGUUUGCCAUAGGAUAGCACACUUCCUCAUUCACGGCCUCUUUCCUCUUGUAUGAGAAUUUCCGCUUUCCCUACUACCAUGGAUUUCAAAAGCUAGGAUCAAAGUAUGCUCAGAUUUAUAUUGCCCAGGAUUAACAUUGGUGAAACAUUUCUGAACCAACAUAGAGUGGGUAGAAAUUUACACAUGAGAGAAGACACAGCAUGUGGUCCUAUGGUGAGCCCCUUAACUCUGGUUAAGGGCCAGUGCUGCAUUCAAUCUGCACUGGCCCUUGGAAAGCUGUGUUCCAUUAAGUGUGCUGGCCAGCUGAUAGAUAAUUAUUAGGAACCUGUUUAUAAGGGGAAAACACCCAAGUUAUUUAAAAAAAUUAAUACAUUUUGAUGCACUUCAAAUACCCAUAGUGUCUUGCACUAUUUCAGAGGGCUGUGUGUAUUCUGAGCCAUCCUUAUCCCAAAUCUGCAUGUGUAAUGAACAGCAUAAACAUUCAUAUAGGUUUUUGCCACUUGGGUAUGUUUUGCUUAGACCUGAGAGAGCAAGGAAAUAAUUAGGUAUGAAGGACCUAGAAAUUGAAGAGAGAGGAAAUGAAAUAGAAAUGUGGAGGAAGAACAAUGGAGAACCUUGAGGACCUGGCACUCUUCAUUUUUUACCAUUUGAAACUAGAUACUGGCCACUCCUUUCCAAUUUGUUGCCUACAAUCAUAUAAGCAGAAAUGUGCUUAAAGAUGAAAGCAGAGCUUCUCAGGAUAUUGAUUCUGUGUUUAUGUGAUGUGCUCAUGCAGAAUACACAUUGCCCAGGUACCUCCCUGCUACUCCUGUUUUUACUUACUUGGAGAUAUUGGUGUAUUUCACUGGCCAAUACAACUUAACAAAUUACGUGGCUUUAAAACUGCUGCUUAAGUUCUGGCAACCCAUGAGUUCAGAGUUCCUGCUGGAAACAGGAAGUUGAUUGUCCUGGUGUCAUAUUGCAUUAUAAGAGGAGUACAUCAGUAACUUCCCCCUUCCUGCUUGCUCCUGGCAAUUCCUGACUUCUAUUUGUAAGUUUUCCAGUUAAGGGCCCUAGUUGUGGCAUUGCUCAGAGUCAGUUUCAGGGAAUACUUGCAAGAUACACUUAAUUAGGGUGGCUCUCAUAUAUUAGUAAGCAAGUUUUUUUACACAUGAAUACCUCUAAGGACUUAUCAGGUAAAACCUCCAUGAGGAGAUAAAUUGGGAUGAUCCCAGUUGGCUACACUAAGCCUCUUGUUUUAUCUAGAAACCAAACUGGUUAUUUUAUUAGAAAAGAUGUACUUAACAGUGGUUACAAUUGUGUCAGGCUCUGGAUGCUGGUAAACAUGAUUUUGAAGCCUUAAGCCCUCAAAAAUAACCAGUAUUACCCUAUCUUAUGUUUAGGAAUUGAAAUUACUUUAAAACUACCAGAGUGGCAUUAUUUGAGGAUCCAGAGCAGGUUUGAGACUCCUUAGCUAAUACCAAGCAUCUGUCCCAGAAAAAAGGAUUGUCCAGAUGCUGAUGAAAGAGUUCUGAUUGCACACAACACACAACAGUAUAUUGUUUGUUAGAACUCAACAGUUGCCACAAGAAGAUGUGAGUCUCUCCCCUAAUAACCAAAUAUUGGUGCAGGGAGCCCUUCUUGUGUAUAUAGAUGUGCAACUCCAUGCUCCAGAUUUUAUGCAUUCAGGGGAAGAAAGGAAUGAGAGUCCCAUUUUCAAAUUGCCUUCCUUCAGAAUUAAUGUGGAGCUUAAUCCCAAAGAGCAGUAAUCUUUUUCCUAAUACUGAGGUGGCAGGAGUACCCUGGGUCAUGCCAAACUUAUUUGCAGGAGGAGCUCACUCUGUCCUAAGGUAUAUUCUGCUUGUCAGGUUUGCUGUUGCUGACCAGCUUUUUUAUAGAGGACUCAGAGUUUCAGAAAUAUAUUUUUGUAGACAAUAACUAAACUGUGAAACUUUAAGAUAAAGCAUGUAAAAGCAUUUUCAACAAUGUUUCCUGUACAGAUGUUUCUCCCUUCAACUCUCUCCUGGCUUUUGUUAGAAGUUUGACAGUUUCUUGAAUAUAUUUUAAUAAAUAUUUCCUUUAUUGUCA